ACUUACCACAAACCAACUUGUACUUUUCCUUUAUAGAGUAUAUAAGGUAUUAAUUCUAAAAUCUGUGCAGUGAUUGAUUAAUAAUUGAUUACUUGUUCAUAUUUCAAAAGAAUUCAAGUCUUAUUGUUGGUCUUGUUAUUGUAUAAAGAAAUCCAAAAUUAGACUGAAUACUUCUUUAUAAAAUGAGGAAGUUUCAACUCUUCAGCAUUUUCAGCUAUUUUAUAGCUUUAUUUGUUCUUUUACCUUCAGUUUUCGCCGAUUCGGAGAAAAACGAAACUGAAAACUAUGGUACUGUCAUUGGUAUCGAUCUUGGUACUACCUACUCCUGUGUGGCUGUUAUGAAGAAUGGUCGUGUCGAAAUCAUCGCCAACGACCAAGGUAGCCGUAUUACCCCUUCAUAUGUUGGUUUCACUGAUGAAGAACGUUUGGUUGGUGAGGCAGCUAAGAACCAGGCUCCUGCCAAUCCCGAGAACACCGUUUUCGAUAUCAAGCGUCUUAUUGGCCGUAAAUUUGACGAAAAGACUAUGACUAGAGAUAUUAAGUCUCUUCCCUUCAACAUUGUCAACAACAAAAACCGUCCUCUCGUUGAGGUUAAGUACGGUGGUAAGACAAAAGAAUUCACCCCUGAAGAAAUCUCUGCCAUGAUUCUUGGUAAGAUGAAGCAGACUGCUGAAACUUACCUUGGACACCCCGUCACCCACGCUGUUGUAACGGUUCCCGCCUACUUUAACGACGCUCAACGUCAAGCUACCAAGGAUGCUGGUACAAUUGCCGGUCUUAAUGUCAUUCGUAUUGUCAAUGAACCCACAGCCGCAGCUAUUGCCUACGGUUUGGAUAAGACUGACAGUGAAAAGCAUAUCAUCGUUUAUGACUUGGGUGGUGGUACUUUUGAUGUUUCUCUUUUGUCUAUUGACAACGGCGUGUUUGAAGUUUUGGCCACUUCCGGUGACACUCAUCUUGGUGGUGAAGAUUUUGACAACAAGAUCAUCAACUACUUGGCCCGUUUGUAUAACCGCAAGAACAACGUCGAUGUUACUAAGGACGCCAAAGCUAUGGGUAAGCUUAAGCGCGAAGUUGAAAAGGCAAAGCGUACUUUGUCUUCUCAAAAGUCCGCUCGUAUUGAAAUCGAUUCUUUCCACGAUGGUAAGGACUUCUCCGAAACCUUGUCUCGUGCCAAGUUUGAGGAAUUGAACAUGGACCUUUUCAAGAGAACAUUGAAGCCUGUUGAGCAAGUUUUGAAGGAUUCUGGACUUAAGAAAUCUGAAGUUGAUGACAUUGUUCUUGUCGGUGGUUCCACUCGUAUUCCUAAGGUUCAAGAACUUUUGGAGAGCUACUUUGGUAAGAAGUCCUCUAAGGGCAUUAACCCUGAUGAGGCUGUGGCUUAUGGUGCUGCUGUUCAAGCUGGUGUUUUAUCUGGCGAAGAAGGAAGUGAUAACAUUGUACUCUUGGAUGUCAUCCCUUUGACUUUGGGUAUUGAGACCACCGGUGGUGUCAUGACUCACCUUAUCCGCCGUAACUCACCUAUUCCUACCCGUAAGUCUCAAAUUUUUUCAACUGCCAGUGACAACCAAAACACCGUUUUGAUUCAAGUAUUUGAAGGUGAGCGUACUCUGACCAAGGACAACAACUUGCUUGGUAAAUUCGACUUGCGCGGUAUUCCUCCCGCUCCUCGCGGUGUUCCUCAAAUUGAAGUUACUUUCGAAGUCGACGCUAAUGGUGUAUUGACCGUUUCAGCUCUUGACAAGUCUGGUAAGGGCAAGCCCGAGAAACUCGUUAUUAAGAACGAUAAGGGCCGCUUGUCUGAAGAGGACAUUGAACGUAUGGUCAAGGAAGCCGAGCAAUAUUCCGAAGAGGACAAAAUUUUGAAGGAGCGCAUUGAAGCUCGUAAUGGUCUUGAAAACUACGUUUACUCUUUGAAAACCCAAUUCACCGAUAAAGAACAAUUCGGCGGUAAGGUUAGCGAGGAGGACAAGCAAACUGUUUUGGACACCGUUGAGGAUGUUAUUGAAUGGCUUGAAGUUGAAGGUGCUGAAGCAUCUAAAGAAGAGCUUGAUGAUCAACGUCAAAAGGUUGAUCAAGCUGUUCAUCCCAUUACUCAAAAGCUUUACUCUGAGGGAGCUGGAGCCGACGAAGAAGAUGAGGACUUUGAUGCUGAUGAACUUUAAAGUGUUUAUGGAUUCGUCGUUCAAAAACAUUCAUGCACUAAUAUGACACUAUAAAUCUUAAAAAAUAUUAAGAUUUGCAAUAAUUUAUUAAUGUUUCUUGAGAAAUGAUUAUGAUAGAAUCAGUUAUUUUAAUGAGUUCAGCUGUAGCUUUCACUUUUCUGCAGUGAAAGCUACAUAACUGAAUUGAUGUCCCUUCGAAAUUAAUAUCGGUGCAUGCUAUUCCUUUACUGAACGACCCAUCAUAUAUAGAAAGCCGUUAGUUUUGUUGAUGUAUAUUAGCUAAGCUAACUGGUGCUGAUGUUAACUUUGCAAAUGGUACAUUGAAUUAACUAACGGAUUUUCUGAGUUUGAUAUCGUUCAGAUAACCAUUUAAAUCAAAAAUAAUGUAUAACAAUACUAUCCUUUGUUAUUAGCAUGAAGAGUAUAUAGUCUAAUAAAAACGUUACAUUCUUUUAUUUUUGAUA
Messenger RNA from Schizosaccharomyces octosporus yFS286, 2629 nucleotides. Its product is annotated as heat shock protein BiP. Gene Ontology annotation, molecular function: misfolded protein binding; ATP hydrolysis activity; ATP-dependent protein folding chaperone. Gene Ontology annotation, biological process: protein refolding; cellular response to unfolded protein; endoplasmic reticulum unfolded protein response. Gene Ontology annotation, cellular component: endoplasmic reticulum chaperone complex; cytoplasm; endoplasmic reticulum lumen. The transcript has a single exon. NCBI's taxonomy places the organism in Eukaryota, Fungi, Ascomycota, Schizosaccharomycetes, Schizosaccharomycetales, Schizosaccharomycetaceae. The record is from RefSeq and is a predicted model, not a curated record. Bases 183 to 2165 code for a protein of 660 amino acids.